UUGUUGUUACCUGCAAUACGCAGACAUUUAUUACGUGACACAACGUAGCCGGUGCAACUUGAACCACGAUCCUCUCUAUCUCUUCAGUUGUUGUUCGACGCGCGGCGCGAUUCCUCCUCCUAAUCCUUUCGUUCGAAUUUCGCUAACGAGCGAGAUAAGCUCCGUUUGCGCGUUUAUCGAUCAAAUUUUAUCUGAAACUUGAUUUCGAGAAAUUGGAAUCCGUUUUUUUUUUCCAAAUCUCAUAGAAGCAUGCACUAUGAUUUUUAGAUAAUAAUUUCUGAUUUGCAAUUGAAUUGAAUAUUUGAUAUACCGUUUUUGUGUAAACUUCGUUUGAUUUUCUUCGAUGUGAUAAUAAUUAUUCGUGGAAUUUAUUUUUAAUUUGCGAGUUUUGUGCCGAAAUUGUGUGAAAUUUUGCGAUGAAGUAUAUACAUUUUAUUCGAAUAUAUUUAAAAUGUUCGAAUGCCUGAUGUGUGAAAAUUUAAUGUGGUUAACGAUGGUGGAAUGAAUAUUGCGAAAUUGCAAAAUUUAUCGGUGAAUAAAAUUAUAAUAAUGUGGAAUCGUAAAGUAUUUAUCAGGAUCAUCGAAGUGAUACUUUGUAUUGCUUGUGUGGUGGCAUUAAGGGUGACCGAUGACGAGAGUCGAAGGGUUUUCCAUUAUUUAAGAAGUCGCAGCAGAGAAUGGUCUCUUUUGAACAACGUCACGUGGGGUGCAAUAGGCGCCGCUCUUGCAACCGCGACUUGUGGUGGUUACAUAAUAAUCACAACAGGUCUCCUUAUUGCCGCUGCAACAGGAGAGCUUAAUGGUCGAAAGACGGAAAUAUUCUUCCUUGGACUUGGAGUGAUUCUUUUCGGUAUUGUUGGCGCAUUGUCCAUGGCGUCCAUUGAAAACGUCCCUGAGGAUUUGAUCGACAAUGCCGCGGUUUUUGGGGCACUGUGUCUGCUAACAGCGUUGGUUUUCAUCGGCGACCUGUUAAUGAGCACACCUAAAAAGAAGAACAAGCAAAGCAAAUUGGCGGAAUUCUUGACCGAUAAAAAAGGCAAGGAACAACAAAUAACGACGACUCUUACCACGGAAAAAGAAUCAAAAUCUCCGAAAAUAAGCGGUUCAAAAGUCUCCAAAAAAGACGAUGAGGGAAAUAUAAACGAUGGUUUCGAUAAAGUGGAUGAACAACGCCAAAAGAGUUCAGCCAAGAAGGAGGAACGAAGGUAUUCGAAAGAAGAAGCGUAUGGGCACGAUGAAAUCGAUAAUUUCGAUCGAGAAGACGGAGAGCCGAAAGAGUACACGCAGAACUUCGAGAAUGGAAGAGCUCUCAGGGAUUCGCAAAUGUAUCGAGAUCCUGAGAUGCAAAAGGUUGGGAACAGAGAUUCUUAUAAAAUGGCUCACAGAAUGGAAAUGCCUGUGAUGUAUAAGAUGCAGGAUAUUUAUCAACGUCCAGUGGAUGAAAUCGACACGCCUCGUUUUCCGAUUGAGACGAAUCGCAAAAAUGAGACUAUGUUCGCCAAACUCGUGAACCCUAGCGUGAAGAUUAUGAAAGUUGAACGUGAUGUGGACGAAGCUAUCGAAAGUUACAGAUAUUCUGACACUAGUCAGUACGACAACGUGCCAGUCAGAAUGAGAGGAACAUCGUUGAGAAGUCAGAAGAAAAGUCGUGACGUUUCUUUCAACGUUCCACCACCGCCAAAGGGUUAUGAGCAGGAGCUUGACCAAGAAAAAGAUGAAAUCGAGAUGCUGGAAGAAUGUUUUACCUCGCUUCGAACAACAAGCACAGGGACACAGACGCCCAAUCUUCGAAUACCUUCGUCACCCACUGAUCCAGGAUACGUUCGACACACUGCCAGCAAUUGGCCCCAAGAGAAUAAAACUAAGACCCCUGGUUCGAGUCCAAAUCGCACAAGGAAUUGAUAUUAUUAUGCACAAAAAGUAAUUAAAAUUUUGCAUCAUGAUUUCUUACGUCUGAGAUAGAGUUUCCAAUUUUUUGAGAAAGAGAUUUCAAGGAGCUUUGUUAAAAGGAUUAUAGUUAUAGAUAGAUUAGAAAGGUCUGUGAGGUGUUAUGAAAAUGACAUAACAUUUUUUCACUUUUC
This is a messenger RNA of Apis dorsata (giant honeybee), 2081 nucleotides long. RefSeq lists its product as uncharacterized. The transcript is spliced from 6 exons. Gene Ontology annotation, biological process: septate junction assembly. Bases 502 to 1902 code for a protein of 466 amino acids. The record is from RefSeq and is a predicted model, not a curated record. Lineage: Eukaryota; Metazoa; Arthropoda; Insecta; Hymenoptera; Apidae.